Molecule: messenger RNA, 996 nt
Organism: Oikopleura dioica
Lineage: Eukaryota; Metazoa; Chordata; Appendicularia; Copelata; Oikopleuridae
Source: the annotation of a GenBank genome assembly
AUGCGAGAGGAAGAAGAAGAAGGCACUUUUCAGUUCAGAGAAACAGCGAAAACGCAAGAAUCAGUCGAAGAAGGCGUCGGGCAGCAAAAAGUUUAUGAAAAAAGAUUGCCAGAUUUCAUCAUAAUUGGGAUGCAAAAAUGCGGAACGACAGCUUUAAAAUACUAUUUGGAAGUUCAUCCGAAUCUUCUAGCGCCAGACCGGGGAGAGAUUCACUUUUUUGAGAAAGACGGCAAUUUUAACAAGGGAAAAGACUGGUACAUCAGCGAAAUGCCAAGUGCUGGUCCUGACUCCCUCGUCUUCGAAAAGACUCCCGAUUACAUGGCAGUCCCGAUUGUUCCGAAAAGAAUCUUCGAAUUGAAACCUGAUGUGAAGCUGAUAGUAACAACUUGUGAUCCCGUAAAACGAGCAUUUUCAAAUUUUUUGCAUCUGACAAGCGUGGAAAGACCGAUCGACGAAGUUGCUCCAGGAGUUCAAUUUGUUAUGAAUUCAACUUUUGAUGAGGCCAUUUUUGCAGCGCUGAAAAAAUCUGUCGGCGAAAAAAAUGCAAAGCUUAUUUUUGAGAAGCCGGAUGAAAUCAACGAGGAGAAAAGAGAAGAAAUAAGAGAGACAUUUACUUCAUUUGCGAGCAAAAUUUGGGACGAUAACAAGAAAUUUCCCAUGCCAGAAGGUCUCUUAGUGAAAGGAUACUACAAAUUUCUCAUCGAAAAAUGGUCCCAAAUCUUCCCUCCCGAAAACAUCCUCCCCCUAAACGGCACUCUUCUCUCAUCCUCGCCCUGGAACGCCUCACGCCAAAUAGAGGAUUUCCUGGAAAUAGAAAACUUCCUGACAGAAGACAAAUUUUCAAGAAUCGAAGACACGAAUUUUUAUUGUAUCAAAACAAAUCGUAAAAAACGACCUUGUUCAAAACCUGGCGGCAAAAAAGGCCGUACUUUGGAAACGAAAAUGAGCGAAAAAGCUCAGUAUGCGCUUCGAGUAUUUUAUCAUGCUCUUAGCUAA